UCCCAUCUCAUUUCUCUCUGAUUUCGAGAUUUUGUCCUACACGUAUAGUAUCUCUCUCGCUUUCUCUUCUCUCUCCCUCGUGUAUCGCAGCGAGAGACCAUAGGAGGCAGUGGGCAAUUCCACUCCUUGGGUGUAAGCGGAGAUAGAAUCUUAGAGGGAUCUUUAAAGAAUCUCCCUUUCUUCUUCUUCUUUAAUUACCCGUCUCUAUUAAUGUUUGGGACUCUCGCUUCCGGUGAAAUCGAAACUGCCAGAUUGAGGCGUAAUUUGGGGAUUACGUGCAAUUUAGGGUUUUCCUGCGGUGGAUUUGAAGACUUGGGUAUGGGAUUGGAUGGCGAAAACAUGUUGCCACAGAGCCAGGGAGGUGAGGACGAAGGCCAAGUUGUGAACGAAACGGUGCCGUUUCAAAUCCAACAGCCCUUUCAGCAGAUGCAGAAGCUCGUUGUCGGGUAUGCUCUGACUUCCAAGAAGAAGAAGAGUUUCUUGCAGCCCAAGCUUGAACUCCUUGCUAGGAGAAAAGGCAUUUGCUUUGUCGCCAUCGAUUUGAACCGUCCGCUUUCUGAACAAGGGCCAUUUGAUGUCGUUUUACAUAAGUUGCUCGGAAAAGAGUGGCAAGAGGUUAUUGAGGAUUACCAGCAAAAACAUCCAGAAGUGACUGUGCUUGAUCCUCCAGGUGCAAUACAGCGUAUAUAUAAUCGACAAUCUAUGCUUCAGGGUAUGGCAGAUUUGAACCUGUCAGAUUGCAGUGGCAGCAUUUUUGUUCCAAAGCAAAUGGUUGUCCUGAAAGAUUCAGCAUCUAGUGCCGAUAAAGUUGUGGAAGCUGGUCUUAAAUUUCCACUAGUUGCAAAGCCACUCUGGAUCGAUGGAACUGCAAAGUCACAUCAGUUAUUCUUAGCUUAUGACAGGCGCUCGCUUGCAGAACUUGAUCCGCCUUUAGUCCUCCAAGAGUUUGUUAAUCAUGGUGGAGUUCUCUUCAAGGUUUUUGUGGUGGGUGAUGUUAUAAAAGUUGUGAGACGGUUUUCUUUACCAAAUGUGAGCAAUUGCGAAAAAGCCAAAGUUGAUGGCGUCUUCCAAUUCCCAAGGGUUUCAUCUGCUGCUGCAUCAGCUGAUAACGCAGACCUGGACCCUAGUGUUGCUGAGCUACCUCCAAAGCCUUUUCUCGAGGCCCUUGUAAAAGAGCUGCGAAGCUUAUUGGGACUUCGGCUUUUCAACAUAGACAUGAUCAGGGAACAUGGGAGCAAAAACGUCUUUUAUGUUAUUGACAUCAAUUAUUUUCCUGGUUACGGAAAGAUGCCAGAUUACGAGCAAGUAUUUGUAGAUUUCUUCCACAAUCUGGCGCAAGCCAAACAUAAGAAGAGACAUUGUAAAUGAGAAAAUUUAAGAAGUGAUCAGAUGUUCUGAGGAGGAGGGUAUUAAACUGAUGUAAAAGCAGUGGGAAGAGAAUAAUGACUAAAUUAUGGAUUUGUACAGAAUUAGCUGCUCUGUAUCCGAUAACAAGUUUUGAUUAGUGAUUUUCAGCUUUAAA
Eutrema salsugineum is the source of this 1522-nucleotide messenger RNA. Its product is annotated as inositol-tetrakisphosphate 1-kinase 2. Gene Ontology annotation, biological process: inositol trisphosphate metabolic process. The transcript has 9 exons. Gene Ontology annotation, cellular component: cytoplasm. Bases 211 to 1368 code for a protein of 385 amino acids. Gene Ontology annotation, molecular function: ATP binding; inositol-3,4,5,6-tetrakisphosphate 1-kinase activity; inositol-1,3,4-trisphosphate 5-kinase activity. NCBI's taxonomy places the organism in Eukaryota, Viridiplantae, Streptophyta, Magnoliopsida, Brassicales, Brassicaceae. The record is from RefSeq and is a predicted model, not a curated record.